AUGGAGGUUGACAACGUGUCGGAUACGGGCCAGGAGAAGCAGAAUGUUCCAAAGAACAUUUCUGCAACUCGCGACGCGUCCAACGCGUUUAUCAACCCCGUCGGUCCCCAGGAACAGUCUAGAUCGACGGAACCAACCACCCCCCUCAUCUUUGACAAAGCCAACGUUUGUCAAAACGUCUCUCAAUCUCUCUCGAUCCAGUCGGCGGACCUGGGAAACUUCGCAAGGAAGAGAUCCAGGCAGGACACGCCCGGUACGAUCGCAUCAGACCAAGCGUCUGCGUUAACGGGGAGUCCUAGGACAAACCGCAUGCAGAACCUUUUCCCAGGAGGAGCUGAAACCCGAACUCUCAAAGAGUUGGUAAGCAAGCUCCUGGAAGUCGUUAAAGCCGGUUUACCGCUUGCGAACAAGUCAAAACAGGCCCAGAAGACAUCGAUCGAUGUCGGAACCGCGGCAGACAUCCUGGUACUAACAGGAGCCGUUUAUGAUCAAGUUAUGAUCGAAGACGCUCGCCGUAACUUUACGACCCCAGCAGCUCUUGCUGGGGCUGAUCCAAAAAGCCGUCCCAUUAUAUUCAAGGGCAAGGCCACCGACGAUACGCUAGCCGCGCUCACCGAGCAAAUGGCUUACUUAACAUCAGCAGUGGAAAACCUGCAACCAAAACAACAACCAAAGAAGGGACUUACUGUGCCCUCCUAUGCUUUAGCAGCGUCUAAACACACCCCGAACGCCACGGCAAGCCAAAAAUCUGUGCCGGCCAAACCCCAAGCACAGAAGAUGGCACCUAAAGUCAAACCGACGAAUGUCAUUUCGCUUGUUCACCUACCGGGAUCCGAGAUCUCACACCCAGGCCUAUCCACCGCAAAGCUGAUCCAAGAACUCAACCUAGCGCUCAGAGCCUAUAACGUCAAGCUCAACCCCGAAGACGAGACAUGUAUUGAAGUAAAAAGCCCAAAAAAGUCAAAGAGCUACUCCGGACAUGGAUCCAAGGCUUCUCCAAGUCUUCGAAGAUGA
This is a messenger RNA of Melampsora larici-populina 98AG31, 1014 nucleotides long. RefSeq lists its product as uncharacterized. The record is from RefSeq and is a predicted model, not a curated record. The coding region runs from base 1 to 1014 and encodes 337 amino acids. The transcript is spliced from 2 exons. Lineage: Eukaryota; Fungi; Basidiomycota; Pucciniomycetes; Pucciniales; Melampsoraceae.